AUGGGACGGUCUCGGUGUUGUGUUGGGGGAUGUAGCAAUGUGCCAGGAAAUGGAAUUAGUCUGCACACAUUUCCCAAAGAAGAGAAACUCCGGAAACAAUGGAUUCGUUCAAUUCAGAUGACUGGGUCUGAGUGUUCAAGGGCCGGAUGGCAAGGUCCCUCGAAAAACGGUUCCGCAAAUGCACAGCUUGUGUGUUCUGAGCAUUUUGAGUUGACAAUGUUCACGAUGACUACCAGAACUAAAUGGAGUCUCGGUCUAACCUAUAGAACUGCUUUAAUAGACGAAGCUAUCCCCACAUUAUUUGGCGACAAAGUUAGGAAAAGCAACCUUGACCAAGUCCAAGCAAGACCGGUAGUGCGCAAACGAGAAGUGAGGAGGAUACUGAGUGACUACAACCAGAAAGGCCAAGUUGAUAAAUCAACUGCUGUAACGUAUACAGAUGCUGUUCCAGAUUUAUCUCCUGUUAAUCUAGGUGACAUGACCGCCAACCCUCCAUCCACUGAGUUUCCAGUUGACGCAGUUGAAUUAGACAUGGACAUGGAGUUGGACAACAGUAAAAGAACUGUCAUGCAGAGCGCUGAAAUACCACCUCCCGUUGACCAGUCUUCAACAGUAGCCUCAGCCCUUAACCUUCAACAAGACCUAGAAACUCACAGUACUGAUGCUAAGAUCCAGUCAAAGAAAUCUUGUGAUGAUUCCCUGAAAAGGAACAUGGGUAAACUCAAACAUACAGAGAUGAGAUCAAUGAAUACCAGCAAUAAGAAGGCCUCAUGUGCAUGUCCAAAGUGUUGUGUAACAACUGCUGUCCGGGGUACCCAAGUGAAUCGCAGGCCACCGCCAAUUAAGCGAAAAACUAAAGUCCAAUGAAGUGAAGUAAAGCUACCAUAUGGAGUUGGAGGGCCUUAAGAGAGCAACUGACAGUUUACGCAGAUGUGGCCUGUCCCUUGCAGAAAUCAUUACAGACAGGCAUCUGCAAAUACAAA
This is a messenger RNA of Mya arenaria, 983 nucleotides long. RefSeq lists its product as uncharacterized. The record is from RefSeq and is a predicted model, not a curated record. Lineage: Eukaryota; Metazoa; Mollusca; Bivalvia; Myida; Myidae. Bases 1 to 867 code for a protein of 288 amino acids. The transcript is spliced from 7 exons. Gene Ontology annotation, molecular function: sequence-specific DNA binding.